Meleagris gallopavo (turkey) is the source of this 535-nucleotide messenger RNA. Lineage: Eukaryota; Metazoa; Chordata; Aves; Galliformes; Phasianidae. The record is from RefSeq and is a predicted model, not a curated record.
GGCUGCUGGACCUGCGGCUGACAGGAGAAAGCAGCAGAUGCCGUGGGCGCCUGGAGGUGCUGCAUGAGGGGAUCUGGGGUCCUGUUUGCGCCAAUGGCACCAGCCCUGCCACGGCCACUGCCGUCUGCCGUCAUCUGGGAUGUGGCACUGGGGGGAGGCUGGAAGAACUCGUCGCUGCAGUGGGCUCAGAGCCCGCCUGGCUGAGCUGGGUGAGCUGUGAGGAGGGGGCCCGCUCAUUCUGGCGCUGCCCCUCAGCGCCCUGGCAGCUGCAGGAAUGCGACACCACUGGGAUCACCCACAUCGUGUGUGAUGAGGACACCAGGGACAGCAGUGAGGCCACCAGUCCAGCCCCAGCUCUCACCCACAGCGCUGUCCCCAUGACUGCAGCUGCAGCACCCAGGAGUGUGUCAGCACUCACGGUGCUGUGCGUGGUCCUGGGGACGCUGCUGUGCCUGGCCCUGGCUGCCCUGGCUGUUCUGGCACACCGCACAUGGGCCCAGUGCCAAGGUGGGCAGCACUCUGGGGGUUCCACAAU